CUUAUGAAGUCAGCGGUCACACUAAAACCAUUAGUUGGAUAACUUGUGUCACUAACACACAUACAUGUUAUGAACAGAUCGUCUUUGUACCUGAUUGUUUUUUAAAUUUUCGUUAUAAACAAUGCGCGUGGAGAUACCUGAGUGUAAAAGAUGCUGUUGCUGUCUACCUUUGAGACACGGUAUUCUUAUUUUUGGAUAUCUCAAUUUGUUAUUCUCAUUAUUUGUGGUAGCGCUGGAAAUAGCACUUAACAUCAAAUAUAUGUACACGCCGUACACUAUGGCCAUGUACAAGGGGGUUUCAUUUUACUCUCAGGUCUGGUUCGCUCUGGUGCUUUACAUCGCAGAAAUCGUAUUCAAUAUCGUGCUACUGGUUGGCGCUCAUACGAAAAAGACCAAGCUGCUCCGAGUUUUCUACUACUACGGAAUAACUACAACACUGGCGUCACUAGUAACUUUCAUAGUAGUACGUCAAGAUAAUAUGAUGCAUCAUUGGGCGUACUACAUAGUGGAGGGGAGCUUCGUGAUAUGCGGACUGAGUAUCCAAGCGUAUCUUCUUUUGUUGGUGCGAAGUGAACUGCUCAAGCUGCGUCAUUCAAGCCGUCUGUGUUACGUGAACCAUGCCGCAGAGGUGAUGGUGGAAACCCCCAUCCAACUAGGAAGAAACCCCUUCUAAGCUACGGAACUCAUUUAGAGGGUCGAAACCCCCUUUGAGUUAGAUCACCGUCUAUUGUGAUGUAGAUAAUUAAUUCAAGUUUCUCUUUAGUCAAUUAAGUGUAUUUGAUUUUAUAUUAUUAUUUGUUUAAAUUUUGUAAAUUACAAAUAUUUUCUAAUAAAUUAAUUUUUUUUUUCUCUA
Molecule: messenger RNA, 853 nt
Organism: Danaus plexippus (monarch butterfly)
Lineage: Eukaryota; Metazoa; Arthropoda; Insecta; Lepidoptera; Nymphalidae
Exons: 5
Coding region: 122-673 (183 amino acids)
Source: RefSeq, a predicted model, not a curated record